UAUUGAGCAUCCAUGCCGAUGUCAUCGGAGGAGAACAUGCAAACUUUUCCAAGUGGUACUUUGCCUCUCACUUUAAUGAUGGUCAUACCGUCGGUUUUCAUGAUCUCUCUUCCCCCCUCGUUGAAAACAUGACCUUAAAAGACGCAGAGUUUGCUUGGCGAGAGCAAAUGAGCAAACUCUCUCCCCGACUUAUGAUCACUCAAAUUUGUCUUUACUUCCUUUGCUGGGGUGAAGCAAAUAAUGUGCGUUUCACGCCCGAGUGUCUCUGUUUCCUUUUCAAAUGUGCCUACGAUUACUACAACUCCUCUGAGUCUAAGGAUACCGACUCACCUUUGCCGCAUGAGUACUUUCUCCAAUCCGUCAUUAAUCCGGUCUAUAACUUUAUCCAUGCACAACUUUUUGAAAUUUUGGAUGGCAAGUAUGUUCGUCGCGAGCGCGACCAUGCAAGAAUUGUUGGCUAUGAUGACAUUAAUCAGCUUUUCUGGUCGCACCAAGGCCUUAAGUCCAUUAAGCUCACCGACGGUACUGCACUUCUCGAUCUCCCUCCAUUCAUGCGCUAUCGUCAUCUAGGCAGCGUUGAAUGGAAAUCCUGUUUUUACAAAUCGUAUUACGAGUAUCGUUCAUGGUUUCAUAACCUCACAAACUUUUCUCGAAUUUGGGUUAUGCAUAUCUCUGUCUACUGGUACUAUUCCGCUUACAACUCACCAAGUCUGUAUACUCGCAAGUACCAUCUCCGGCUAGACAACAAGCCACCAGCGGCGUGCCGCUGGACAGCUGUCGGUUUGGGUGGUGCAAUUGCUUCGUGUAUCACUCUCGCCGCCGUCUGUUUUGAGUAUAUCCAUGUUCCCCGUCGUUAUCCUGGCGCUCGUCCUGUUUGGGGACGUGCAUUGUUCCUGCUCACCAUUAUGUUACUCAAUAUUGCACCUACUGCCUUCAUUUUUGCUUCUUCGGAGACACAGCAGAAGGAAACUUCCAGGAAGGUUGUCGGUAUUGUUCACUUCAUUUUCUCUCUCUGCUGUACAAUUUACUUGUCUAUGACUCCGUUGCAGCAUGUGCUUGGAUUCAAGCCACGCAAAGCGGGUGAGAGUCUUGCAGCAAAGUAUUUUACAGCGAACUUUACUUCGACAUCAAAAAAUGGUGCAAUUGUUUCAUGGUGUCUUUGGUUUACUGUAUUGGUUGCCAAGUAUUUAGAGUCUUACUUUUUCCUCACACUGAACCUGUCAGAUUCCAUUCGUUAUCUCGGUGCUAUGCGUCCAUAUGACUGUCGCGAUUACAUUCUAGGUUCUGCUUUAUGUAAGGCUCAACCAAAAAUCCUUCUCGGUUUGUUGUACCUGACAGAUCUCUCAUUGUUCUUUCUGGAUACUUACUUGUGGUACAUCCUUAUUGGUACCAUCUACUCCUUGGGCUACGCUUUCUACCUAGGUAUUAGUGUUUGGACUCCUUGGAGAGAGCUGUUUUACCGUAUCCCCAGACGUAUAUAUACAAAGGUCCUCUGCGCUGGUGAUUUGGAACAACGACUGAAGCCAAAGGUGCUGAUUUCCCAGAUUUGGAAUGCUAUUGUUAUCUCCAUGUAUCGGGAACAUCUUGUGUCUCGGGAGCAAAUUCAAGAACUCUUAUAUCAUCAGGUCCCUUCCGAAAAAGCUGGUUAUCACACUCUUCGUCCACCGAACUUUUUCUUUUCGCAGCAAUUUAAGCAUUAUAAGCAGGAUCUGUUUCCCCCUAAUUCCGAAGCUGCGCGUCGUAUUUCUUUCUUUGCUCAGUCACUUGCGCAGGUCGUACCGAAGCCAUGUACUGUGGAUGCAAUGCCUACAUUCACUGUGCUUGUUCCUCAUUACGGUGAAAAAGUCUUGCUUUCACUUCGUGAAAUUAUCCGCGAGGAGGACCAGUUGUCUCGUGUCACUCUGUUGGAGUAUUUGAAGCAGUUGUAUCCUGUUGAAUGGAAGAACUUUGUUGCAGAUACCAAGAUGUUGGCUGAAGAAAGCAAGGGAAGUCCUAUGGAUCCUAAAUCACCUGCGGAUGAAAAAGAUUUGUUGAAGAGUAAGGUCGACGACCUUCCCUUUUAUUGCAUUGGUUUUAAGUCGGCUACUCCGGAAUAUACGCUUCGUACACGUAUCUGGGCAUCUCUGCACACACAGACGUUGUAUCGUACCAUUAAUGGUUUCAGCAACUAUUCCCGUGCCAUCAAGUUACUGUACCGUGUUGAGACACCAGAAUUGAUAGAAUGGACUAAUGGUGAUCCUGUCCGUUUGGAUGAGGAGCUUGACUUAAUGGCUAAUCGAAAAUUCCGUUUUUGUGUUUCCAUGCAGCGAUAUGCAAAGUUCAACAAGGAAGAGGCCGAGAAUGCCGAGUUCCUUCUUCGCGCGUUCCCUGACCUUCAAAUCGCUUAUCUGGAUGAGGAACCUCCGUUGCAUCCUAACGAAGAUCCUCGUCUUUACUCUGUCUUGAUUGAUGGUCAUUGCCCAAUCUUGGAAAACGGUAAAAGACGUCCAAAGUAUCGUGUUCGUUUGUCCGGUAACCCUAUUCUCGGUGAUGGUAAGUCUGAUAACCAGAAUAUGUCUAUUCCCUACAUUCGUGGUGAAUAUGUUCAAAUGGUUGAUGCAAACCAAGACAAUUAUCUUGAAGAGUGUUUGAAGAUUCGUAGUAUCUUGGCCGAAUUUGAGCAAUUCAAUGCUCCUCUUGAAGACCCUUACUCUCUGAACGCAAAGGCAAACUCUAGAAAUCCAGUUGCCAUUUUGGGUGCUCGUGAGUAUAUUUUCUCUGAAAAUACUGGUAUGCUUGGUGACGUUGCUGCUGGUAAAGAACAAACAUUCGGUACAUUGUUUCAUCGUAUUCUUUCUUUAAUUGGUGGUAAACUUCAUUAUGGUCAUCCAGAUUUCAUUAAUGUGAUUUUCAUGACUACUAGAGGUGGUGUUUCAAAGGCUCAAAAAGGUCUUCAUGUUAACGAAGAUAUUUACGCUGGUAUGACGGCUCUUCAACGCGGUGGACGUAUUAAACAUUGUGAUUACUAUCAAUGUGGUAAAGGUCGUGAUUUGGGUUUCGGCUCAAUUCUGAAUUUCACCACGAAGAUUGGUACCGGUAUGGCUGAACAGAUGCUUUCUCGUGAAUACUUUAAUUUGGGUACUCAAUUGCCUUUCGAUCGUUUUCUUUCAUUCUUUUAUGCUCACGCCGGUUUCCAUGUUAACAACAUGAUGAUUAUGUUUUCUUUGCAGUUGCUUAUGCUCGUUAUCAUUAACUUCGGUGCUAUGUACAACGUGGUAACACCCUGUAGCUGGAAGGCUUCUGACAAUCCUCGGAAGACGCUUAGCCCGUCUGGUUGUUAUCAACUUAAGCCUGUGCUUGAAUGGUUAAAGAGAUGUAUUCUGUCUAUUUUCAUCGUCUUCGGUGUUGCUUUUGUUCCUUUGGCAGUUUGUGAGCUUACAGAACGUGGUGCAAUUAGAGCAUUCCUUCGUUUGGCAAAGCAAGUGCUUUCACUUUCUCCUAUCUUUGAAAUCUUUACCUGCCAAAUUUACGCUCAAAGUUUGUUGGCUAAUCUCUCAUUUGGUGGUGCUCGUUACAUUGGUACCUCGAGAGGUUUCGCUACCGUUAGAAUUCCAUUCUCACUGUUGGUUUCUCGUUUCUGUGGACCUUCCAUUUAUCUUGGUAUGCGGCUUACCCUUAUGUUGUUGUUUGGAACUGUUACAGCUUGGUUACCGCACUAUAUUUACUUUUGGAUUACUCUGAUUGCACUGUGCAUUAGUCCUUUCCUGUAUAACCCUCAUCAAUUCUCAUGGAUGGACUUCUUCGUUGACUACCGUGAAUUUCUUCGUUGGAUGUUCCGCGAGAAUUCCCGCAAUCACUCAAACUCUUGGAUUUCCAAUUGUCAGCUGUCAAGAACUCGUGUGACAGGAUACAAGCGUAAGAUCUAUGGACGUCGUACUGAUAGAUUGGCAAUGGAUUCACCUAGAGCUCGGAUUACUACAAUGUUUUUUGGUGAGAUCUUUGGUCCAGUUGCUGUGCUGUUCUUGACUUGCAUUCCUUAUCUUUUCAUUAACUCCCAGCCUGGUGUGAGCGACACAACCAAGUCAACAAACUCAUUUAUUCGCCUGAUCAUCAUGGCAAUUGUUCCCAUUGCCGCCAUAUCUAUUGUUGCUAUGCUCUUUUCAUUUUUUGCAUUAAUCGUUCGACCUCUUCUUGGAAGCAAAUCCAAGAAAUUCGGCGUUAUCAUGGCCGGUGUCGCACACAUGUUUUCCGUGUUUAUGUACAUUGUGGACUUUGAAAUGUUUGGAUAUCUUGAAGGUUGGUCUUUUGCCAAGACAUUGCUUGGUGUCGUUGCUUUGAGUUCUGUUCAUCGGUUUGUUCACAAGUUUAUCAUUAUCUGCUUCCUUUCACGAGAGUUCAGACACGAUGGUGCAAACCUCGCUUGGUGGUCUGGUCAAUGGAACGAUCAAGGCUUUGGCCAUAUGGUUUACACUCAACCCUGGCGUGAAUUCGUGUGUAAGGUCACUGAGAUUAAUAUGUUUGCUGGUGAUUUCCUGAUGAGUCACUUGCUUCUGUUUUUCCAAUGCCCCAUCAUUCUUAUUCCCUACGUGGAUAAGUUGCAUUCUAUAUUAUUGUUCUGGCUUAUGCCUAGUCGCCAGAUCCGGCCUCCUAUUUACACAAUCCGCCAAAACAAGCUCCGUCGUCGCAUCGUAUCCCGCUAUGCCACCCUUUAUUUCCUCCUCUUUGCUGCUUUCUUCGUUCUCAUUAUUGUACCAUUCAAGCUCGGAACUUCUGCAGCUGACGAUAAUGGCAGUUCAUUCAACCUCAUCCAGCCCACAACUCAGCUCGUCACUAGCACGUCGCAGAACUCUUCUGUAUAAAAGGAAGUGUAUUAUUUAGGGCGUGUUAUUAUCGUUCUUACGGUGUAUCGUCUCAAUGAGUUCGCUACGCACUCUCUCCUGAACAACGACGCCUCUGUUUCGUUUGUUUUUUUCUUAAUUUCUUUUCUUCAUUUUAUCAUUGAAUCGGUCAUAAAAAGCAUAAAGUGCAUUUGCUGUUUAUACAUUGUUUACGGGUUGUUCUAUGGAUCAAUGCAAAGGUUGGUAGUUACUUUUCUUGUACGGUUGCGUGCGAGGAAAUAUGAAUGGGUAUUGCGUUUUAUAAAAGGGGUAUAUGUUUGUGUUGUAUGUAU
This is a messenger RNA of Schizosaccharomyces japonicus yFS275, 5149 nucleotides long. Its product is annotated as 1,3-beta-glucan synthase catalytic subunit Bgs1. The record is from RefSeq and is a predicted model, not a curated record. Gene Ontology annotation, molecular function: 1,3-beta-D-glucan synthase activity. Gene Ontology annotation, biological process: (1->3)-beta-D-glucan biosynthetic process; regulation of establishment or maintenance of cell polarity regulating cell shape; fungal-type cell wall biogenesis. Gene Ontology annotation, cellular component: cleavage furrow; mating projection tip; cell tip. The transcript has a single exon. The coding region runs from base 129 to 4838 and encodes 1569 amino acids. NCBI's taxonomy places the organism in Eukaryota, Fungi, Ascomycota, Schizosaccharomycetes, Schizosaccharomycetales, Schizosaccharomycetaceae.